Molecule: messenger RNA, 2907 nt
Organism: Talaromyces amestolkiae
Lineage: Eukaryota; Fungi; Ascomycota; Eurotiomycetes; Eurotiales; Trichocomaceae
Exons: 11
Coding region: 1-2907 (968 amino acids)
Molecular function (GO): flavin adenine dinucleotide binding; O-methyltransferase activity
Source: RefSeq, a predicted model, not a curated record
AUGGCUAUCAAAACAAAUGGCUUUCAGAUCCCCGAGACCGAUAUUCUAAAACUGACAUUCAAUAUCGUUCGUCAUGCCGCCAGCAUCUCGGCGUAUCUUGAAGACAACCACCUGUCGAACCCUACUUUCGAGCCGGGAUCACCAGAACCUCCAGAGACCGAGGCAUAUCUUAGUCAUCGCAGCCAGCUUGUUUCAAGCCUAGAGGAUCUUCACAGGCUUGUGGACGGGCCGCGACGGACUAUGCGUACUUUCGCGUGCAACGGAAAUGACUUGGCGGCCUUACAAGUAGCAUUUGAUUUCGAUUUCUUUCACAUCGUACCUCUCAAUGGAGAAAUUGAGAUUGGUGAGCUCGCGAAAAUUGCAGGGCUUGAUGUUGACCGAGCUGGUCGUAUUCUUCGUAUGCUUGUGACCCAUCGAAUCUUCGCCGAAAAGAGACCUGGCUAUUUCACGCACUCGGCCAACUCCUCAAUUUUCGCCACUGAUGAAGAUCUCAGAUGCGCAGGACAUUAUAUGGUCGACGAGAUGUGGAAGGCUGCAACAGCCACCUCAGAAUGCAUCAAGGCUGCGCCCUACGAUUCAGACAACGAUCAUUCUCCAUUCAAAACAAGAUUGGGACUUCCAAUGUUCGCUUACUAUGCCCAAAAUCCACAGUACGCAACUCGCUUUGCCAAGGCUAUGAAAGGAGCAACAAGAGUGGACCGACAAAUCAGCGAAUUGAGAUAUGAUUUCCCCUGGGAUGAACUACAGGACACGGUUGUUGAUGUCGGUGGAGGCAGCGGGCAUGUUUCGAUGUCACUGGCACAAGACUUCCCUCAUCUGAAGUUCAUUGUUCAAGACAGCUCGCUUGACAUGAUUGCAGAAGGUAAAAGAAUUGUUGGCCAUCUUGCAGAUCGCGUUUCCUUCAUGCAACACAACUUCUUUGAUCCCCAACCUCUGCGAGAUGUUGGCGCUUUCUUCAUCAGGCAGUGCACGCAUAAUUGGUGUGACCGAGAUGUGAUCACCAUCUUCCGAAGCUUCGUGCCGGGCUUAGAAGGAUCGAAACCCGGAACACCAUUGUUGAUCAAUGAUACAGUCAUGCCAGAGCUUGGAGCUAUUCCGGUUCAUGAGGAGCGCGGUUUGCGACAGAUGGAUUUGCUGAUGAUGAUAGGGUUGGGCGCCAAACAACGAACUCAAACCGAGUUUGAAAGCCUCCUGAAGCAGGCCGAUAAUCGCUACGAAAUUCGAGGACUUUCACAUCUGUCCAAUGCGUAUGGUUGGGCUGCUCAAAAUGUCAUUUCCUACGAAGUUGUUUUGGCGAAUGGCUCUAUUGUUACGGCAAGUGAAACUUCGUACCCUGACCUUUUCUUCAAACUGAAAGGUGGCUCAAGUAAUUUCGGGAUCGUUACCCAUAUAACACAACUCACCUAUCCAAUGGCUGAAGUUUGGGGUGGUGUCGUGGCUUUACCUUCCAAUAUCUCCAAGAAUUUCAUGCCUGCUAUGGCAGAAUUCCAGACUACGGGACAACUUGAUACAAAGGCUGCUAUCCUGCCAUAUAUUGCCCCUAUCAACGAUACUAUUCUGGCCACUGUCAUCUAUUUCGAACCUGUAGAGUAUCCUGAUGCAUUCGCUUCCUUCUAUCGGCUUUCCAAUUUCUCGAAUACCACCCAGCUCCACGAGACUUUCUACGAUAUUGCUAUACUUCCUGUUCCCUCCACUGUUCUUCGGUUGGAAAAUGAAACGUAUGUCGGAUUGAUUGGCGUGAUUACCCAGUUUCAGAGUCAAGUCUCUCAGCUCCAGGGAGGGGCAAGUCCUCAAAUCGGAUUUAUUAACGAAGCGGACCAUGAUACUGUGAAUAAUAUCUUGGAGAGCAUUAUUAAUGCUAUUGGCAAUUACACUCAGGCCCAGAACACCUACUUAGAGUUCACAUUUCUCAACGACGCUCACUUUAUCCAAGAUCUCUUCGUUGAUUACGGGGAAGGAAGACAACUCACAUUCAAGCCAAAACCUAUCCCGCCCAGCAUCCGUCUGGAGGGCAAGACGGCCAUCAUCACCGGCGCUAAUGUCGGUUUAGGACUGGAGGCUGCUAAGGAGCUGGCGGCACAUGGAUUAACCCGCCUGAUAAUCGCGGCCCGCGAUGUCUCCAAAGCCGAAAAUGGAAAAAAGGCAAUUCUAGGACGUAGCCCUAAGUGCGAUGUUCACGUCUGGAAACUGGACUAUGGAUCAUUUGACAGCAUUAAAAACUUUGGCGAGCGCGCAAGGACGCUUGAUCGUUUAGAUAUUGUGAUCUUAUCGGCUGGCGUCAAGUAUCUGGAGUAUAUAAAAUCGAAAACUGGCCAUGAAGCUCAUGUACAGGUCAAUCAUCUUGGUACCGCCGCCCUUUCCCUCCUUCUUCUCGCACCUCUCCGAGCAACCGCCAAAUCAACCGGAGCACCGAGCCGAUUGACAAUCGUCACAUCAGAGGUGCAUUUCUGGACUGAAUUCGCCGAGCGCAAGGCCUCCAACAUUAUCGAGGAGCUCGACAAACCCAAUUCUUUCAAGAAAGGAAGCAUGGACCGAUAUAACGUGAGCAAGCUUCUCGAUCUGCUCUGGUUGCGCGAACUCAGCACCAAAGUCGGAGACGAUAUUAUCGUCAAUGGCGUCAACCCCGGUCUUUGCGCCAGUGCACUACAUCGAUCGCAUAGUGGUAUCUCGAGCUUCAACAAAUUAUUUGCCUGGUCUGCUGAAGAGGGUGGUCAUUGUCUGGCAGAUGCAGCCACGGGGUAUGAGAGAGACCAGGGCGUAUAUAUCAGCGAACAAAUCAUCAAAAAGCCAUCGAAUUUUGUCCUUUCACCUGAUGGCAAAGAGACACAGCAAAGACUGUUUCAGGAGACGCUUUCCGUGCUCAGUGAUGCACUUUCGGGAGUUGAUUUGAAGAAUUUGGUUAACUAA